AUGACCUCCAUGAACUGGGCAAUAGGGGUGAUUUUCUUAUCACAGACUGUAUUUGGAGUUCUUGGAAAUUUAUCUUUUCUUUAUCAUUAUAUCAUCCUUCACUUCACUGGGUGCAGGUCAAGGUCCACGGAUUUGACUCUCAAGCACCUGAUUGUGGCCAACACCUUGGUCAUUCUCACCGUAGGAGUCCCCCGGGCCAUGGCAGCAUUUGGGUUGAAACAUUUCCUCAAUGACUUUGGAUGUAAACUUGUUUUCUACGUCUACAGAGUGGGCAGUGGUGUUACCAUUGGCAGCACCUGCCUUUUGAGUGUCUUCCAGGCCAUCAUCAUCAGCCCCAGGAAUUCCUGGUGGGCAAACCUUAAAGCAAAAGCUCCCAGGUACAUGGGAAUCACCACUAUCUUCUGCUGGAUCAUGCGCAUGCUGUUAAAUAUCAUUUUUCCUAUGUACAUAAUGGGAAAAUGGAGCAACACAAACAUCACAAUGAAAACGGACUUGGGAUACUGUUCUUUUGUCAGUAAUAGCAAAAUGACUAGAUCACCGUAUGCAGCAUUGAUAUCAUUGCCUGAUGUUCUUUGUUUGGGGCUCAUGAUCUGGGCCAGUGGCUCCACGGUUUUCAUCCUGCACAGGCACAAGCAGAGGCUCCAACACAUUCAUAGGACCAACGUGUCCUCCAGAUCCUCCCCUGAGUCCAGAGCUACUCAAAGCAUCCUUAUCCUGGUGAGUGCCUUUGUGUCCUGUUACUCCCUCUCCUGUAUCUGUGAAGUUUGUUUGACUCUUUUUAAAGAUCUUAGUCAGUUGAUGCUGACCACCUCUUCACUAAUCGUUAUGUGUUUUCCAACUCUCAGCCCGUUUCUUCUCAUGAGCCGAGACUCUAGUGUAUCCUGGCUUUGCUUUGCCUGGAUAAGCAAUACAAAAAUUUUCAGUCUGAUCAGAAAUGUAUAA
Molecule: messenger RNA, 942 nt
Organism: Equus caballus (horse)
Lineage: Eukaryota; Metazoa; Chordata; Mammalia; Perissodactyla; Equidae
Gene: EQUCABV1R917
Product: vomeronasal 1 receptor equCabV1R917
Biological process (GO): G protein-coupled receptor signaling pathway
Cellular component (GO): membrane
Molecular function (GO): pheromone receptor activity
Source: RefSeq, marked provisional